This is a messenger RNA of Durusdinium trenchii, 3468 nucleotides long. Lineage: Eukaryota; Dinophyceae; Suessiales; Symbiodiniaceae. The record is from the annotation of a GenBank genome assembly.
AUGGAGGGCCGCCGCUUGCCGGAGCGUCGGCGGGUUGGAGCACUUCUCAAUGCGUACUACCACAUCGAGGGUACGGAGAAGAAGGAUGCGCCUGGAUCGACCGGAAGCGAUUUGGAUCGACAGGGCUUCGAUGCCAAGCGCUACUUCGAUGGCAUGGUCUCCUCGGGUCAGCUUCCAGAGUUGGUGAAACGCGCCAACGAGCUGGAUGCUGAGAUCAAGGACCUGGAUGGGGACAUGCAGAUGCUCGUGUAUGAGAAUUACAGUAAGUUCAUACGAGCAACGGAUGUCAUCAAACAGAUGAAGUUCACCAUCGAGGGGCUUGACCCAGACUUAAAGGUUCUGGAAGGCAACGUUAGCAGGAUCACCGACCACCAAAAGAAGGUCGAGGAUGGCGUUUCUGGACGUGCUGGGGAGAUUGAAGGCCUGCUAAAACAGCAGCGCAUCUGCCGGAAGUUGCAGGUGCUUUUUGAGCUACCCAGCACACUGCAGAAGUGCCUGGAUCGGAAGGCUUAUGGUGAGGCAGUGGAGGCCUAUUGCUGCUGCUCCGGCUUCCUCCGACAGUACAGGCACAUGCCGACCUUUCAGAAGGUGCUGGAAGAGGUGGAGCUGCAGAUGGGCCGCAUCCGAGUGGCGCUGGAGGAGCGGCUGCGCUCGCCCGAGCUCUCGGUGGAUGAGGCUGUCAACAGCUCUGUUACGCUGCUAGACCUCGGGGAAGACCAAGUGAAGGUGGUGAGCGAAUACCUCACUGGCAGGACUGCCACCCUGCGACGCAGCCUGAGUGAUUGCUUUGCACCAAGUGCAGCAGAUGCUCCGGCUGUGGAGGGCGAACUCACGAAGGACCAGGAGGAGCUCCGACGCCCGGAGUCCAUGGCCCUGCACACGGCCUGCGGCAAAGCCACGGAGGCCUACGUGCCGCCUUUGUGCGAUGCAGUUGAAGGCUUUCAGAAGCUCUUGGAAGUGAGAAACGCCUCCGGAGCAACAGUGGAUGAGAACGUCCUGCCAGACUUCGUCAGUGCAAGGAUCGAGGACCUUUGUGAGCGCAUCACGCAGCUGGUGGAUCAAAAGGUCCCUCCCAGCAGGGUCUUGGUCUCUUGCAUCCAUUCGGUGCGAGAUUCCCUCAGGCGCCUCCAUUCACUGCUGCCUGCAUUGCUCACUCGCCUCUUCCGCUCCUUCCUGACCCGUACGGCCAUGGAUGCCAUGCGCUCCCUGUUUGCGACCGCCUGUUCCCAGAUGACCUCGGAGCUUUGCAAACUGUCGGCUUACCCGGUGAGAUCCAGCCGAGAGCACGGGGAGUGCAAGAACCUGGGCGAGUCAUCGAGCUCAGGCCUCGACGAUGUCUUGGAGGAGAUCGCCAAGACUGAACAAGCCUUGAUCAUGAAUGGCUUUACAGCUCUCACUGAAUGCCAACCAUUGCAGAGCCUGCUGGGGCCGGACAAGGCUGAAAGUGAGCAUUUCGUCCUUCAGACUUUCAGACCUUCGCAGAGCUGGAUGACCGAAGCCGACCCGUCACCGCCGCUGGCGCCGCUGUAUCAGGAUAAGUUUGUGGACAUUUACCAGGAUCAUCUGAACAUCAAGUGCUUUUAUUUCCCCUUUGGCUGGGAGAGGAGGAUCGCCAUUGGCCCUGGUGCCGGUGUGAGUUUCACCACGGACCGAGAGCUGGGCUUUCGAUGGAGGGACCGGAAAGCCUGGGGAAUGGCGCUGAACAACGUCUGGUGGGCUAGGGACUGGGUGCGGGAUCCCGUGCUGAAUCUGGGUGGGCCACCCCGGCACCUGGGUGUGGUGCUCAAGGUGGGAGCUGAGCCGUUUCGAAAGGGCUUCAGUGUCGAAGAUGAAGCAGCUGUGGCGGGAAGAAGCUGCAGCUGCGACUGCUGUGAGACUUCCGUGGCUCGAGAGGAGAUUGGGGAACAGGAGGCGGCCCUGCAGUGCAGCCUGGCUCAGGGUGCCCCGACGGCGCCCAGGUGCGAGAGCUUGUGUGCCAAGAGUGCAGAGGAUCACGAAGCCGCCAGCCUUUUAGACACCGAGCGCUUCUGCUUUGCGGAGUGUGUGCCAGCCAGCGAGGAGUCCAUCUCGUGGACGCCACCGCUGGGGCGCCUUGCUACCCUUUGGCCGCCGGUGCGCCGGGCCCCGGACGCCGUGCGCUCCGGGCCCAUCGGCUUCCACGACCCGAGAGCUGCUGACAGCUCCCCCACCGACAAGUUGCUGGAGGAUGCCCAGAAGCAAGCAGCCAAGGCCAAGGAUGCUGCCGAGGCUGUGCAGCGUGCCAGCUACGGCGGCGUGGCCACCGUGUCGGAGGCCGCGCGCGCGGAGGACGAUGCCCGGCGGGCUGCGGGCUUCGCCAUGGGCGUGGAGGGCCAGGUGGGACGCAGUCGCAACAGUCUCUCCAUGCAGAUCCCGCCACAGGCUAUUGCAACAAUGCAGGAGGUGAUGCCAGUGGUCCAGCAAGCAGCUCGCGAUGCAGCGAAGAAGGAGGCGACCACUGGGCCUUUCUCCAAGUUGGAGAAAUCGCAACAGGAGCAAGUCAAGGCGACCGCCGCAGCGGCCUCCGCGGGCGUUGGAUGGGCAGAGGCCAUGGCAGGGGCCACGCGCGUGCGGGACGCCUACAGCCGCAGGAGUCAAGACUUCGCGCAGGCGGCCGCCGCCUCUGAGCAGUCGGCUCAGAGCUUGGCCAUGGAGGCCAAGGAGUGGCGGCAGCUGAGCGGUGCCGACCCCACGAAGCGCGCGAAGGUGCAGCGGAAGGCCAUGCGAUUGCAGGAGGAGGCCAACGAGGCCUUGACAGCAGCCCGGGAGGAGGAUCAGACACUUGGCACCGAUGAGGAUUUGGGGCAUGAAGUGAAUCGAAGGAAAGCCCAGAAGUACCUCAGCAUCGCAAAGUCUAUUGAUGACUCCUUGCCAGCCUAUUCCCAACAGGCAGAGCAAGGUGCCUAUCAUGCCAUGUCAAUGGUGGCACCUGAUGUCCCAGCACCCUUGCCGCUGGGCGCCUUCUUUAGCAGCUUUGUGGAGCUUUGUCGUGCCUAUGCCGCGAGCUCAGGGUUGACAUCUGGAAAACGGCGACCGUGGGAUGCGCAAGAGCAUGGGGGGAAUCCCAUGGUUCGGCUCUCGCCCGGCACCGCACGACAGACCCUGUGGACUGCGGACGGAACCUGGGGAGCCACCUUGCAGAACUACAACAACGAGCUGGUGAAGUCCAUUGAGGACCUGAGGGAGAAGCGAGAGGAGCUGAAUCGCCAGAUCCUGAAGGAGGAGGAAGACAAGGCAAAGAUUCAGAAGGAGCUGUCCAUUCUGACGGACCGCCUGCAAAAGGUCAAUGAGAGCUUGGUGCGCAAGACCCAGGCCCGUAAUGAGUAUGACAAGACCAUCCAAGAGACCGAGGCUGCCUACAUGAAGAUCUUGGAAUCUUCUCAGACCUUGCUGCAUGUCCUCAAGCGUGAGACCGUGAACUUGACCAAGAACAAGCAGUCAUCGGACUGA